GAUCACAUACGCUGCUCUCACACAUACAUGCGUGUGUCUCCAAUGACAGACGGAGCACAUGCUUGCUCUCUCUCUCUCUCUCUCUCUCAACCUGUCAGAGAGAUGUGUAUGUGUGUCUGUGUCUCCUCCCCCUCUCUCUCAUCUCUCACUUCUCUCUUUCUCUUCCAUCCCUUCAUUCUUCUAUUCUCUCCUGAGUGAACGGAUACAGGACGGCCACCUGUCUUCUUUUCCUCUCUGUCUCUUUCUCUCUCUCUCUAUGUUUGUGGCUCUGUUCUGGAUUAUCGAGUAGGAAUAUCUCUGGAGUUCUCUCAUCGGUGGACAGCAUCAUCUCUCAUUGUGUUCUCAGGACUCUCUCUGAUUUUCAUGGGAAAGACACUGGAGCAGCACCCGAUGUACCCGCACUACACCUGUUAUUACCCACCAUACACACACAGCAAGCCCUAUGCCCCUCACCCUCACCCAAUGGCUCUGCCCAGUCCAGGCAACUCCAGCUGUAGUCAGAGUGCUGUGGAACAGCUCAGUAAAACCAACCUGUACAUACGAGGACUUCCACCUGGAACUACCGACCAGGACCUCAUCAAACUCUGCCAACCAUAUGGGAAAAUUGUGUCUACAAAAGCCAUUCUGGACAAGAACACAAACCAAUGCAAAGGUUAUGGUUUUGUGGAUUUUGACUGUCCGUCUGCAGCACAGAAGGCCGUCUCCUCUCUGAAGGCUACAGGUGUACAGGCACAGAUGGCAAAGCAGCAGGAACAGGACCCCACUAAUCUGUACCUGUCUAAUCUGGCCGUCUCUAUGGAUGAGCAGGAGUUGGAGGCGGCGCUGAGACCUUUCGGUCAUGUGAUCUCCACACGGAUAUUACGAGAUGCCAACGGGGUGAGCAGAGGGGUCGGAUUUGCCAGAAUGGAGUCCACAGAGAAAUGUGAAGUUGUCAUACAACACUUGAACGGAAAUUUUCUCAAAACGCCACCAGGCAUCCCAGCUCCUUCUGAGCCACUGCUGUGUAAGUUUGCUGAUGGUGGCCAGAAAAAGAGACAAACUCCACAGAACAGCCGAGUGUGGAGAGAAGAGACAGGAAUGACACUCACACACGAUCCUGCUGACAUGCAGAACGGGUUGUACUCUUCUCCAUACAGUAUCACUACAAACCACAUGAUCACUCCAUUUAUCACCGCUUCCCCUGUUUCUACAUAUCAGGUUCAGAAUUCAGUGUGGAUGCCACAGCAGCAGUAUGUUAUGCAACCAACAGGUGCGGUCGUCACUCCGGCGUUAGAACACACUGUUAUAUCAGUGCCGCCAGCUGCUGUGACGACUCCACUAACACAACAGAUGAACCAGCUCACACUGGGAUCUACUGCUAAUUACAUCACAGCUCCUAUGCAGGGAACAUUCAUCCAUCAGUUCACACCAGUGCCUCCAUCUACACUACCUGCAGAGGCUGUUGUAACAGAAGCCUCGUCACAGACGCCGGCUCUCUCCUCACAAGAUGUCCACACACAACAACAACAACAACAACAGAUCACCAUGGAAACCAGUGACCACAUUCAACCCUGCUCCUACAACUCCAAGUGCGCACUGCACCCUGUGAACUGUACACUACACCCUUGAGCAUCUUGUGAUUUUAUUGCUUGCUUGUCUGUCUCUCAGUUAAUUUUCUCUGUUGUCUCGUUGUGUUGUGAUCAGAUAGCAUCUUGAGGGGAUGAAUGCAAGUUCAAUUGCCUUCUGAUUGAAACGAGACACUCAGCACUUAACACAAGGCAAGGAAUUUAACUUCCAGGUGACAUCAGCACCAAAAAUUGAGACUUGUUUAGUUUGCUACCUGGACUAAAAAGACUGAAGCACUCAGCAGUGUCGAUGGUAAAGGUGGUAAAAAUCUCAUCUUUGUCCAUUGAUUUCUGUCAGUUUUGUAGGAAUUUGCAUUACAAUUUUGUGUUAAAUCUUGUGUUAAAUUUCACUUGGAAUCAUGUAUAAAUCAUUACGACUUGAUGACUUUUAUUCAUGACAAUGAAGCCCUUGUCUCAAGGAAAAUCUAUCAGAUUUUUUCCUGUAACAGAUUGCAUCUUUUACUUUUACAAGAUUUUUCACAUUUAAGUAAGAAAGUACAGCCAUUUGCUGCAUCAUGCCUCUAGAUUGUAUUUAUGUGUUCAUUUCUUUUUUUUUGUCACUUUUGAUUAUUUUACACACACUCAAAAAUAUGUUUUAGACUAUUUUUAAGAUUUACGCAUUUAAAUUUCAUGACAAAAUUCCAUCAAAUUGAA
This is a messenger RNA of Myxocyprinus asiaticus (Chinese sucker), 2258 nucleotides long. RefSeq names its product RNA-binding motif, single-stranded-interacting protein 3-like. NCBI's taxonomy places the organism in Eukaryota, Metazoa, Chordata, Actinopteri, Cypriniformes, Catostomidae. Gene Ontology annotation, molecular function: poly(A) binding; poly(U) RNA binding; mRNA 3'-UTR binding. The transcript has 13 exons. The record is from RefSeq and is a predicted model, not a curated record. The coding region runs from base 364 to 1608 and encodes 414 amino acids. Gene Ontology annotation, cellular component: nucleus; ribonucleoprotein complex; cytosol.